CAGCGAUUUUGCGACAAACAAAGCAGGCUUAUUGGCUUGCUGCGCGCUAUUGACGGGCGCCGCCGGACUCUUAGGUCCCAGUCCGGCCUUACGGAGGUCUGCAGCAGCGCCUGUGCACCAACUUCACGCUAGCGUGGCGCUCAUCGCUCACUUGGCCAACCCUACAGCGAGGCCGCCAAGCCGGCGCGCGGGACGCCAGAUCGACGGCGAGAGCCGCGCACAUGUUCGCUUGCGCGCCCCAGACCGCCGUCGAGGCAGCAAAACGCACAUGCACGUGAGCAUGAGCGCGCCCGCCCGCCGCUCGCGUCGACGGCGCGCGAGACUCCACGCCGUCGCGCCGGCGCAGCAGCGAAACUCACGAACCCACCCCGCACAGGUCUCACCGGUUCGUUGAGCGCGAGAGACGCUCCGAGCCACCCUUUGACGAUGUUCAUCUCGAAGAAGAACCGCAUCGAGGUCUACUCGUACCUCUUCAAGGAGGGCGUCCUCGUGGCGAAGAAGGACAACUUCAAGCCCAAGCACGACGAGAUCGACGUGCCGAACCUCGAGGUCCUCAACCUCAUGAAGUCGCUCAAAUCGCGCGGCUUCGUGCGCGAGACCUUCAACUGGCAGUACUUCUACUGGUACCUCGAGAACGAGGGCGUCGAGUACCUCCGUGAGUACCUCCACCUGCCGGCGGAGAUCGUUCCGGCGACGCUCAAAAAAGCGACGGCGCGACCGGUUACCGCUGGUGGCCGCGCGCCCCCGCCGGGCGCCGAGAGAUUGGAGGGCGAGGGUCCUGGCUUCGGUCGCGGCUUCGGACGCGGUGCCGGAGGCUUUGGCCGGGGCGCGGCGACGGCUGCCGCCUAGACGUGUUGCCUAGACGUUGGUCGAGGUAGCUGUUUUAACAACUGGUUGGACUAAA
Pelagomonas calceolata is the source of this 904-nucleotide messenger RNA. NCBI's taxonomy places the organism in Eukaryota, Pelagophyceae, Pelagomonadales, Pelagomonadaceae. The record is from the annotation of a GenBank genome assembly.